AUGCAAAAGGGUGGUAAGAAUAGGCGUCGAGGAAAGAACGAGAACGACAACGAGAAGCGCGAGUUGACCUUCAAGGAGGAAGGUCAAGGUACGUGUUACCUCCUCACCUUCCAUGAGAUUCCACCUUCGGACCCCACUAUCUUCAACAUCUUCCGACUAACCCCUCCAACAGAAUACGCCCAAGUCCUCAAGAUGCUAGGAAACGGCCGCCUAGAGGCUCUCUGCUUUGACGGCUCCAAGCGCCUGGCACACAUCCGAGGCAAGCUCCGCAAGAAAGUCUGGAUCAACCAGGGCGAUAUCAUCCUGCUCUCGCUCCGAGACUACCAAGACGAGAAGGGCGACGUGAUCCUCAAGUACAGCGCCGACGAAGCCCGCUCGCUCAAGGCAUACGGCGAGCUCCCCGAGAGUGCUAAGAUCAACGAGACGGACACAUACGGCCAGGAGGGCGAGGGCGACUGCAACUUCGAAUUCGAUGAGGAUCGCAGCGAUAGCGACGAUGAGGAUGGGAAGGGUAAGGAAAUUGAUGUCGAUGAUAUCUAG
Molecule: messenger RNA, 540 nt
Organism: Drepanopeziza brunnea f. sp. 'multigermtubi' MB_m1
Lineage: Eukaryota; Fungi; Ascomycota; Leotiomycetes; Helotiales; Drepanopezizaceae
Source: RefSeq, a predicted model, not a curated record